AUGAGAGGGCGGCUGCAACAACUUCUGAGAAGGACAAAACGAAAUCUUGCCGAAUUCAAGGAGCUCGGUGGAUACAGUGAGAUUUACAAGUAUUCAAUCGAGAAAAAUGAUGAGUUUUGGGAAAAACUUGCUAGAUCGAGGCUGCUUUGGGAGAAGGACUUUACCGAAGUUUCUGAUUCUUCUUUCAAAGAUGGACGCAUUUCCUGGUUCGCGGACGGCCAGUUAAAUGUAUUUGACAACUGUGUGACGCGGCAUUUGGCCGAUCGUGGCGACCAAGCGGCUCUAAUUUACGAAAAAGAUGAGCCCGGAAAUGAGGAAAUCGUCACAUACGCCCAACUUCAUUCCUUGGUCAACAGAUUUGCCAACGUCUUGAAAUCGAAGGGAGUGAAGAAGGGCGACCGGGUGGCGAUUUAUUACCCCGUCAGUCCUCUUGGAGUCGCGGCGAUGCUUGCGUGUGCGAAAAUUGGCGCGAUUCAUUCCGUCGUUUUCGCCGGCUUCUCUGCCGAUGCUCUCAGGCAAAGAAUAAUUGAUGCCGAUUGCCGAGUUGUCAUAUGCGCGGAUGGAACUUACAGAGGAGGGAGAUAUAUCAACCUCAAAUCGGUCGUCGACGAGGCGAUCGAAAACUUGGAUUUGGUGGAAACUGUGCUUGUGGGAACUCGAAAUGCAGAGGCCAAGAAAUUAACGACAGAAAAGGACGUCGAUUUGGACCUAGCAUUGGCGGCUGCACCGGAAAACUGCCUGAGCGAGCCGAUGAACGCGGAAGAUCCACUGUUCUUGCUCUACACUUCUGGCUCGACUGGUAAACCAAAGGGUUUGGUUCACUCGCAAGCGGGCUAUCUUCUCUACGCGGCUGUAACAACCUCUGCUGUUUUUGACUGUGAACCUGGUGAUCGAUUUGGAUGCGUCGCUGAUAUUGGCUGGAUUACUGGCCAUACUUACACAGUUUACGGGCCACUUGCAAACGGAGCGACGAGUUUGUUGUUUGAGUCCAUUCCUUCUUACCCGGAUCCCGGGCGUUACUGGGCUACUGUAGACAAACAUAAACUCACGCAGUUUUAUGGUGCUCCAACUGCGUACAGAUCACUUUUGCGGCACGGCGAUGAAUUCAUCGAAAAAUAUGAUCGAAGUUCGCUAAAACGAAUCGGCAGUGUUGGCGAACCGAUUAAUACUGAAGCUUGGGAAUGGUUGCAUCACAAGGUUGGAAGCUCGAAAGUUCCGAUUGCCGAUACCUGGUGGCAGACGGAGACUGGAGGGAAUAUGAUUACUCCUGUCCCUUGCGACGCUGGAGCUUCCUUCAAACCAGGCUCAGCCCAGCGCCCUUUCUACGGAAUCGAGCCCGUUCUCAAAAACGCGGACGGAAACACCGUGCAAGGCAACUCAGUUGACGGAGCCUUGUGCAUCGCGAAGCCCUGGCCUGGCAUUGCUCGAACGAUUCACGGCGAUCACGAGCGAUUCCGAAACGUUUACCUCAAUGUUUUCGACGAUGUCUACACUACUGGCGACGGAGCGCACAGAGAUCAAGAUGGAGAGUACACGAUCACAGGCAGAAUGGACGAUGUUAUCAACGUUUCUGGUCAUCGAUUGGGAACGGCGGAGAUUGAGGACUGCUUGACUCAAUUGGACUUUAUCUCGGAGGCCGCUGUUAUUGGCAUUCCGGAAGCGACCAAGGGAGAGGUUCCUUAUGCAUUCGUCAUUCUCAAAGAGGGAGUCGAGGAGAACUCUGAGCAUAAAUUGCUCGCGAACAAGCACGUGGCAAAAGUCAUCGCGAAAUUUGCCGUUCCCAAAGAUACAAUCAUCGUCAGUGGUUUGCCAAAGACGCGCUCUGGAAAGAUCAUGCGAAGGAUAUUGCGAAAACUGGCGUCCUCUGAGGCGAAAGAUUUCGCGCAAAUUGCCCCUGAACUUGGCGACAUAUCAACCCUCGCGGAGCCAGAAGUUGUCGAAGAGAUUUUCUUGAAAAAAUGCCAAAGCUAA
Molecule: messenger RNA, 1971 nt
Organism: Oikopleura dioica
Lineage: Eukaryota; Metazoa; Chordata; Appendicularia; Copelata; Oikopleuridae
Source: the annotation of a GenBank genome assembly